AUGUCUUGGUUGCCCCCCUCGAUUUCAGAGAUCGAGCCCUACCUCUUUAUUGGGAAUGUGUCUAGCUCUAUGAACCGGGACAUCCUUCGGGACAACGGCAUCACUGCAAUCAUCUCGCUCCUAGACGGCCCGUAUGCUAAAUGGAACUACCUAGAAAAUAAGAAACUCGUGCCUGAAGAACACCACCUGUUUGUCCCCUGCCUAGAUAGCUCUACAAUGGACAUCCUCGCCCUUAUGUCCGACAUCUGCGACUUUAUCGAUAGACAACUAGGCAACGCCGCCCCUGCUGAGCCAUUAUCAUCUAUCCCGUUAGAGCAACAUGUCCAAGAGGACCAUGCCAAUAAGCCCGUCAAAGAGCCAGUCCGCGCUGGUGGUGUGCUAGUCCAUUGCCAGCUCGGCAUAUCUCGUUCGUCAACCGUUGUCAUAGCCUACCUUAUGCGAAAGCGCCGUAGUGGGCUCGACUCGAUCUUCCGUAAACUGCGGGUCUGGGAGGCUGUCGAGUAUCAAGUGUGGAAGGACAAGGAGAAGAGGAUUCCCACAGAGCCGUAUCAAGUCUACCUUGACAGGCGAGCUGUGAGGCUCAAGGAAAAAGGUCUAACGGGCAAUGAGACCAUUCAAAUCACAAGUCUUUAA
Molecule: messenger RNA, 633 nt
Organism: Venustampulla echinocandica
Lineage: Eukaryota; Fungi; Ascomycota; Leotiomycetes; Helotiales; Pleuroascaceae
Exons: 2
Coding region: 1-633 (210 amino acids)
Biological process (GO): protein dephosphorylation; negative regulation of MAPK cascade
Cellular component (GO): cytoplasm
Molecular function (GO): protein tyrosine/threonine phosphatase activity; MAP kinase tyrosine/serine/threonine phosphatase activity
Source: RefSeq, a predicted model, not a curated record